Messenger RNA from Botrytis fragariae, 951 nucleotides. RefSeq names its product putative dynamin family protein. NCBI's taxonomy places the organism in Eukaryota, Fungi, Ascomycota, Leotiomycetes, Helotiales, Sclerotiniaceae. The transcript has 3 exons. The coding region runs from base 1 to 951 and encodes 316 amino acids. The record is from RefSeq and is a predicted model, not a curated record.
AUGCGGAAUAGACAUGUCAAACAAAGUAUACCCAGUCUUCUAUCCGAGAUCAGAGCAAAACUUGCUCUGUGCAACAAUGAUAUCUCCAAACUAGGGCCACCAUGCGAUACCAAUUUCCAGCAGUUUACCUUGAUAAAUGGAAUUGCAACGAAGUACUCUAGAAUGGCGGAGAAUUCUCUGAAUGGCAACUAUCGAGGACUUAAUAAGUCUGAUAUGUUUGCGAGAAAGCUAAUUCGUGAUGGACUUGACAAGUUUUGUACUACAUUGCAGGCAGAGGGUCCAGUGAAGCCUUUUGUAACUUGUACAGCGGAAGCGAAGCUUAUCCUUACCGACGACGGAAUGACAUGGUCGGAGAAACUCAUGAAAGAUCCAACCUAUGGUUGGAUACGUCAAGUAAUUGGGAGCUUUCGCGGGACCGAAUUUCCUGGUGACCUUAAUCCAUUAGUAGUCGACUUCUUAUGGAGAAAGCAGACCACAGGCUGGAGAGCCAUCGCUGAGGACGCUCUUGCUGAGGCGGAGAGCAUUGUUGAACGGGUGAAUGAGGCAUUAUUUCAAAUUGUCUGCUCAGAUGAUGAUCUUCGAGUCAACUUGCGGGACUGGUUGCAUGCCGAUUUUCAGAAAGCAUCAGUCGAUGCCGCGAAGGAGCUCGAACCGGCAGUUUUGAAUACUCAUGAUAGUCUCGAGGCCUACUAUGAAUUGGCUAGAUGGCGAUUCACCGACAAUGCUGCAACUCAAGUCAUCGAAAGGCACCAGCUUGGUCCUGAUGGUCCACUGCGUCUUUUUUCUCCUCAGUAUGUAUCAGAGAAGUUAUAUGGAGAACAAAACGAGGAUGCAUUAAGCAAUUUAGUUGGCGAAAAUCCAAACAAGGCCCAAAAGCGACUCGGUCUCGAUUCUGAGAGGCGCAGUCUCGAAGAAAGUAUGAAGAGACUUCAAGCUUUCAAAAUGCUUUGA